This is a messenger RNA of Rhipicephalus microplus (southern cattle tick), 585 nucleotides long. RefSeq lists its product as uncharacterized. The record is from RefSeq and is a predicted model, not a curated record. NCBI's taxonomy places the organism in Eukaryota, Metazoa, Arthropoda, Arachnida, Ixodida, Ixodidae.
UCGCAGAAAACCAGCGGCAGUCAAAGCACCAACCUUCGCCUUACUUCUCAAAGCAAGCAUCAUGAAAACAUUCACCUUGGUCGUCGUUUGCCUCCUGGUGGCCGGAGCCCACUGCAGCGCCCUGCUCACCUACGGCGUUCCAGCCGCCUAUUCGGUGGUGCACCAGCCCGUGGUUCACCAGUCAGUGGUUCACCAGCCAGUGGUGUACCAGACCGCUGUCAGGACCCCCGCGGUGGCGCACCACAAGGAGCUGGUGCACGUGCCCCACCACGAGUACGGCUACGCCGUCGAGCAGAGCAAGGUUGUCCAGCCAAAGUCCACCGUCGUCCACCACGAUCCACUCACCGGUAUUCCCUACAAGCAGACCGACUAUCAUCACGCCCCUGUGGUGACUGGAUCCCGCACCUACGUUCACCACAGCCGCCCUGGAUACGUUUCCGAGCGCACCAAGACCUACGUCUUCUAAACGCAUGUCACGCCCGAAUGAUCCCACACCCAAACUGCACAUGACCAUCUGGUUGUACUGCACUGGAUUCUUAUAGUUAGGCUGUUGUUAACAAUAAAGAGAAAUUUAUUUUGGCGUUA